Messenger RNA from Peromyscus californicus insignis, 2050 nucleotides. RefSeq names its product glutamic-oxaloacetic transaminase 1 like 1 (gene Got1l1). The record is from RefSeq and is a predicted model, not a curated record. NCBI's taxonomy places the organism in Eukaryota, Metazoa, Chordata, Mammalia, Rodentia, Cricetidae. Gene Ontology annotation, cellular component: cytosol. Gene Ontology annotation, molecular function: L-aspartate:2-oxoglutarate transaminase activity; pyridoxal phosphate binding. Gene Ontology annotation, biological process: L-aspartate biosynthetic process.
UUGUACCUUGUGGAUUUUCUCGCAGGGUAACAGCGCUGCUUAAUGAAUAACAUUGCAAUGUUGGUUUUAACGCAGAAGCGCCCAAUGUUAUUCAUUAAGUUUGAUGGCAUGCUAACCUUGUCCUGCUUUCUAGAGACUGACUUGCUAUUUCAGUUGGAUGGCUUGGGGCUAUAGAAAGCAGUAAGUUAGGCAGGGCAAGUGCCUGGGAACCCUAUGUCCUUUAUCACUCCUUCCGGCCUCCUAAUCUCCCAGAGGACUCUCCUCCAGUGCCGUGGAAUGUUCCUGUGACCCCUGAACUUGCCACCAUGGAGUCCUAAGGUUCUGUUGCUCUGACAACCCAUUACCCACAGUGUCUGUAUCAGAGCUGCCAAGGUUCUGGGAGAAAGAGACCUGAAGCAGGGUCACAGCUGUUGAACAUUUACAUUCAGCUAUGACUAGUCUUUCUGUGUUCAGGGACAUACCCCCUGCCCAGAAGCUGGAAGGUAGCUUACUAAAGACCUACAGACACGAUGAUUAUCCUAGCAAGAUGUUCCUGGCCUACAAAGUCUGCAUGACCGAACAAGGCUAUCCCUGGAUUUCUCUCGUGGUGCGCAGGACUCGCCUGCAGAUUUCACAGGACCCCUCUCUGAACUAUGAAUACUUACCCAGGAUGGGCAUGAAAUCAUUCAUCCAAGCCGCCUUGGAACUCCUCUUUGGAAAACACAGCCAAGCCAUUGCUGAGAAAAGGGUAGGGGGUGUGCACACUGUUGGUGACAGUGGAGCCUUCCAGCUUGGGGCCCAGUUUCUCAGGACGUGGCGUAAGAAUUUGAAAACCGUUUGCAUUGUCUCAUGUCAAAAGGAACAGUAUGGACUCAUCUUCCAGGACAUGGGCUUUACAGUGUAUGAAUACUGCAUCUGGAACCCCAAGGAGUUGUGCCCAGACCCCACCUUGUUCUUCGAUUUGAUGGAGCAUAUCCCAGCUGACAGUAUCCUUGUGAUUGGGAACAUUAUUGACUGCAGGUUCACGCAAACUCAGUGGACAAAUCUGAUGUCCAUCAUUAAGAGCAAGCAUAUAUUCCCAUUCUUUGACGUUCCCUGUCAAGGUCUGUCCACAGGUGACCUGGAAGAAGACACCAGACUCUUACAGUAUUUUGUGUUCCUAGGGUUUGAGUUCUUCUGCAGCCAAUCUCUGUCCAAGAGUUUUGGCAUUUAUGAUGAAGGAGUGGGGAUCCUAGUUGUAGCAGCCCUCAGCAACCAGGACCUGCUGUGCGUCCUCUCGCAGCUGAUGAACAAUGUCCAAGCCCUGUGGGGAAACCCUCCCGCCACAGGUGCCCGGAUAAUCACUUCCAUCCUCUGUAACCCUGCUCUGCUUGUAGAAUGGAAGCAGAGUCUAAAAAGUGUUGUGGAGAACGUCAUGCUGAUCAAAGAGAAGGUGAAGGAGAAGCUUCGGCUCCUGGGGACCCCUGGGUCCUGGAAUCACAUCACCGAACAGAGUGGAACCCAUGCCUAUCUGGGACUCAACUAUCAGCAGGUGGAGUUCCUGAUCAAGAAGAAGCACAUCUACAUCCCUAAGAACAGCCGCAUCAAUUUCACCUGCAUCAAUUCCAGGAACAUAGACUACAUCACACAGAGCAUCCACGAGGCAGUGGUGAUAACGGAGGGCUGAAAGGGGUAGUCUUCCCAAAGCUGCCCCUGAUUGGAAUGAAAGCUUUAUGUCAUCUUUGAAAAAAAAUACUGAAUUAAUUAUGCAUUACUAUGCUCACUCUUUCAUUUAUUUAUGAAGCAAUGUGCUGGCCUGGGGUGGGGGAGGAGCUUCAGUGCAACACACGCCAAGCAUAGGUGGAAACCUAGAUUCCAUCCCCAGGAGAUGGGUGUGUGUGUGUGUGUGUGUGUGUGUGUGUGUGUGUGUGUGUGUGCAAGAACAAUUAUCCUCAUAGGACAUGGUUCAGUUCCUAGCCAUGUGGUUGGUACCAAAGUGAACAGAAGUCAGUAGAUAUUGAGAGGUGCGCUGUGUGUGUGCACACACAUGUGCAUGCACAUAUGUACUUAGUUUCAAGUGAGUGCAGUUGUC